ACCACCAUCAUCACCAUCAUCACCAUCACCACCAUAAUCACCACCAUCAUCACCAUCAUCAUAAUCACCAUCAUCAUCAUCACCACCAUAAUCACCAUCAUCACCAUCAUCAUCACCACCAUAAUCACCAUCAUCACCAUCAUCAUCAUCAUCAUCAUCAUCAUCACCACCUUCACCAUCAUCAUCAUCAUCAUCAUCAUCAUCUUCAUCACCGUCACCACCUUCAUCACCACCAUCAUCACCAUCAUCAUCACCAUCAUCAUAAUCACCAUCAUCAUCAUCACCACCAUAAUCACCAUCAUCACCAUCAUCAUCAUCUUCAUCACCGUCACCACCUUCAUCAUCCCCGUGUGUGCGUGCCUGUGCUGGACUGAGUGUCAGCGGGGCGGGCCGGGUCUCGUGGCCCCCCUGCUGGAUAUUUGUGCGCCUUCAGUUCGGCGGCAGCACCAGAGGCAGCAGCAGCAGCCGGUGCGCCAACAUGCGGACUGAGAGCAGCGACCUGCGGGGCGCUGAGCCGUCUCACCGGGGCCCGCUGACCGGAGCAGCUCGGGGCUGAGUCCUUCUCUUCUCCAGCAGGGACCCGGGUCAUGGACUGCGGAGCCCCGCGGGGAAACCCCUCUCUCUGAAAGUGUCUGUGCCGCGCCGCGGUUCCUCCCCCGGUGUGUGCGGUGCGUCUGCAGCGCGCGCUCAGCUCAGACUUGGAUACCUUCCGUCCAGCCAGACGGUCCGAGGGAAACCCCGGGCGCGCCUCAUUCCCUCUGGAGGAUUAGGUCUGAUACUGUCUCACCUGGACCUGCUCCGAGGACAUGGAUCACUCCUGCUGUUGCUUGGCUGUGUUUCUGCUCGCUCUGUCUCUGGGCUUCAGGAUAGAGGAGGCCACGUGCCAACACUACUAUCUCCUCCGUCCCAUUCCCAGCGACUCUCUGCCCGUGGUGGACCUCAGAGAGGACCCGGAUCCGGUGCUGGACCCUAAGGAGAAGGACCUGAACGAGACGGAGCUCAGGAGCACUCUGGGCAGCCACUUCGACCCGCACUUCAUGUCCGUCUCCCCGCCGGAGGACAAGUACGCGGGGAACGAGGACGUGAGCGAGGCGGACCUCCGGCAGAAGCUCUCCGGAGCGAUGCCCAAAGAGAUCCGGGCCAUGGAGUUCGAGGUCCAGCACGGCAAGAAGCAGAAGCCGAGUAAAAAACUCCGGAGAAGGCUGCAGCUGUGGCUGUGGUCGUACGCCUCCUGCCCGGUUGUUUACGCGUGGAACGACCUGGGCAGCCGGUUCUGGCCGCGCUACGUGAAGGUGGGGAGCUGCUACAAUAAGCGGUCUUGUUCGGUCCCUGAAGGGAUGGUCUGCAAACCUGCCAAAUCGACUCACUUUACGGUCCUGCGAUGGCGCUGCCUGCAGAAAAAGGGGGGUCUGAAAUGCGCCUGGAUACCCGUUCAGUACCCGAUCAUAUCCGAGUGCAAAUGCUCCUGCCCGACCUGAGGCGCUGCCGGACCGGACUCGCGGCGGCUUUUACUCCCGAGCUCGGUGCAGCUCGGUUCCGUGCGACAAAGUGAAGAAGAGAAGAAGAAGAGUGGACAUCCGAUGCACGUGUUUUUAUUUCAUGACAGAACUUUGUAUAAAAAAGGAAGGUCGGUGUUAUUAAUAUAAUCAAAUCUACUGUAUCUGUCAAACGUACCCUGAUUGUAUCUGCUCGUGUUUAUGAAGGAGGGUCAAAAGGACUCGUGAGGAUCUUUAAGAUGAGUUUAAGGAGCUCUGACAGCACGUGUGAUGGUGGAAACAGACAGAAACAUUAACACAGACUGAAUAUUAUCAUCCGGUCCCCUUUUCUAACUCGGUGUCAUCUUCAGAAGCUGUAAAAUAAAGAGGGGCAGCUGGUCUUUAACCAGCAGGACUGAGA
This is a messenger RNA of Siniperca chuatsi (mandarin fish), 1896 nucleotides long. It is a transcript of the gene nog3, whose product is annotated as noggin 3. NCBI's taxonomy places the organism in Eukaryota, Metazoa, Chordata, Actinopteri, Centrarchiformes, Sinipercidae. The transcript has a single exon. The coding region runs from base 807 to 1478 and encodes 223 amino acids. Gene Ontology annotation, biological process: osteoblast differentiation; negative regulation of cell differentiation; negative regulation of BMP signaling pathway. The record is from RefSeq and is a predicted model, not a curated record.